Drosophila willistoni is the source of this 1549-nucleotide messenger RNA. It is a transcript of the gene TM4SF, whose product is annotated as 23 kDa integral membrane protein. The transcript is spliced from 5 exons. The record is from RefSeq and is a predicted model, not a curated record. Gene Ontology annotation, cellular component: membrane. Bases 455 to 1315 code for a protein of 286 amino acids. Gene Ontology annotation, biological process: protein maturation; protein localization to plasma membrane. NCBI's taxonomy places the organism in Eukaryota, Metazoa, Arthropoda, Insecta, Diptera, Drosophilidae.
GCGUAUUUUCAUUUGUGAACGAGUUUGGUCGCUUAGAGAGUUAACGUUUGUUAUUUUUAGUUAAAAAUUGUAACAGUGAAGUUCAAUGACAAAAUUGUGGCAAAAAUGUCGAAGUGUUUUGUGCUAUUCAUAGGGACAACCAAACAAAACGUUUAGUGAUAGCUAAAUAAAUUAAAUAAAAUCAAAUAAAGGAAAGAACAUUAACCAUUGCUGCCAUAACAUAACCCAUAUAACGCACACACACAUUUUGCAUAUGUAUAUGUACAUCUCCGAUAUAUGUAUGCAUAUACAUUCUUGAAUAGCAUCAAAGUCAACAAAUCAUCAAACAAAAAACUGAAAAUCUCUCCAUAAAUGUAUAAAACGCAUAGACCAGAGAAAUAAUUCAAACUUAACUGAAAGGAAAAACGAAAAAUAUUUAAAGUGAAAUAAAAUUCAUCAUUCCAACGAGAUUAAUAUGGCUUUACCUAAAAAGAUUAAAUGUUUUAAAUAUUUAGUUUACAGUUAUGUAUUCCUUUUAGCGUUAACUGGAGCAGCUCAAAUAUUUCUGGGAACAUCCCUUCUAUGGGGACACUCCGUUUAUUAUGGAAUUGUGCAGAAUAAGUUGUGGGCGCCUGCCGCAAUACUCCUAUGUCUAGGACCUGUUACCUUUAUUCUAUGCUGGAUGGGUUGUCAGGCAACGAAUCAAAGGAAACGUUGCCUUCUUGGAAUGUUUGCAGCUCUUUUAGUUGCUUGUAUAUGUGUUCAAUUCAUUAUCUGUGGCUGGUCCCUGGCAAUGCGAGAGAAUCUACCCACAUCUGUAGAGAUAUUCAUUGACGAUUCAUUUGUAGAAUUUUUGGACAAAUUUUCGCGUACUAAAGUUGACAAUUUACAUCUAUGGAAUCGUAUGCAGUCUCAGUUACAAUGCUGCGGUGUAGAUGGACCACUUGAUUAUCGCCGUCUCUCCUUGCCAUGGUCCUGCUGUUCUCGUCCUGAGCAUGCUUACGAAUCGGCUUGUGAUACCCAUUACAAGCGCGGAUGUUUGGCAGUCGUAUCAGAGCAGAUUAAGAAUCGAUUGUUAAUAACUGCUUUCGGUGCUGCCAUUAUAGCCAUAUUCCAGAGCUUGGGUAUCUUCUGCGCCGUACAUCUAACUAUAUUAUUUGGAAAGAACGAUAACACUCAUCCAAUCAAUAUGAAUCGAAAAAAGAAGCAACAACAAUUCCUACCACUUACCAUACAGGAUAAGAGGCAUGAUCUACCAUCGCCCAUUAAUUUGUCGCCAUCGGCUCCUGGGCAGCGGGUUUUAAAAACUGCUCUGCCACCGGCCAUGCAUAAAUGACAGACGAUUAGCUUUUAAGAUUAUAAAUUUAUGAAAACUCCAAAGCAAAAAGUUAUAAAAAAUGUUGUAAACUGAGAUGGAAUGAAUAUAUACUGUGACCCUCAAUGUUACGUUACGGUAAUUUAAAAAAAACAAAAAACAAAACAAAAAAUUUAACGUUCGAGAAAAGAAACAACAACAUUUGAAUUUGGAUUCAUUCUCCAGUAGUUUAAUUAAAGCUUAAAAACAACAGGA